This is a messenger RNA of Adineta ricciae, 576 nucleotides long. Lineage: Eukaryota; Metazoa; Rotifera; Eurotatoria; Adinetida; Adinetidae. The record is from the annotation of a GenBank genome assembly.
AUGGAACGAUUGAGAAACAUCAAAGAAUCCGGCAUUAUUCCCAAUCUCAAUGACGGACUUCAUAAAGCUGAAGGCUGGUGGAAAAAUCGACAAGAUCAUGUUAUACCCAUCCGAGUAAUUCAAUCUUCUCCAUCACCAAUAAUCGAAAAUCCUGGUCAAUUAAUUUUAACAGUGGUUCGCGCUGAAGAUUUACAUCAAUCACGAUUAUCGAAAUUAACUCAACGUACAACUAUCGUCGAACGGCCUUACGUUGUGAUCGAAUGUAAUCAUCAACGAUUUCAAACGGCACAAGCAGAUACGAUUUCAACAAAUCGAAAUCCGCAAUGGACGUUUGAUAGCGGCCCAUUCGCUUUCAAAGUAAUGAAUUCUAAUACUGAUCGAGUGACGAUUUGGAUUCAACAAGAUGAUCCAGUUCAUGCCGUCGCACGUAAUGCUCGAAAAGUGUUGGGAAUAUGUGAUAUCAACGUUCGACACUUUCUCGAUCAGGAACGAGUUUGGAUGCCCUUGCGAAGAGACAAUCGCCCUGCUGGACAACUUCUACUGAAAGUUUCGUUUGUUGCCGUAGAAAAAAAGUGA